Messenger RNA from Seminavis robusta, 2731 nucleotides. The record is from the annotation of a GenBank genome assembly. NCBI's taxonomy places the organism in Eukaryota, Bacillariophyta, Bacillariophyceae, Naviculales, Naviculaceae.
AUGGAAAUGUUUGCUAAACGUCGCAGUGGGGUUGGAGGGCUGGAGGAGAGUGAUCUGAGCUCAAUUACCGAAAAGGAACUCAGCGAGUGUGACAAGGAAAAGUUGCACCUGUUGGGCAAUAUCCAAGAUGGAGCCGGUCACGUCUUGCUCUUCUCUCAUUCAGACGGUGAGAUUGUGGCUGCCGACAUGAAAAUAGGUCAAGUGCCCUGGAUACGAAUUCCAGGCACUCCAGAGCUGGACGGAGUGCCAUCCCCGUCGGACAGGUUGGAACCUCCGAGAAAAGAGCGACGAGUGGAGCAAGGCAAUGAAUCCUGGGGUCAAGGCGAGGGCGAGGUUGUCCCACGGACCUUGCUUGGGCACAAGCUUCAGGAAUGUAUUCCGAGCAAGUUAUACUCGAGUACACAAGAUGCCAUUGAAACUAUGAAGAAAGCCAUGUCGCAGCGCACUUUUAGGUUUUUCAACCCCGAUGGGAGCCAGAACUGGGCAAUCAGUCUCUCGUCCAGCAAGGAAGAUUUCUCAAUUAUCUGCAUUGAGAUCGAAGAGACCGAAGACUUUGAAGGAGGUGGAAACUUCUAUAACACGCUCAUCUCCCUGGGGAGAGUCAUGGAAUUCUAUGCAGAUGAGAAAAUUCUAAAGACGGCUUGUGAGACUGUCUUCAAGCUUUUGGAGAACUACGAUCGAGGCAUGGUGUACCAGUUCAAUGAUGACCUAUCAGGAGAGGUCAUCUACGAAAUCAAAAAGGAUCACAUUGAUUCAAAUUACAUGGGAAUGCGCUUUCCUUCCUCCGAUAUUCCUCUGACAGCCCGACAGCUCUUCAAGAAAAACGGAUUACGGUAUAUCUACAGUGUAAACGCCGAAUACAAUCCUAUUGUAGACAGUGGGAAAUGCGAGAUUGAUCUGACCAAUUGCAGGAUGAGGGCCGUCUCAAAGCCUCAUAUUGUUUAUCUGAGGAAUAUGGGAGUGACUUCCUCUCUCGCCAUUUCAAUUGUGGUGGAAAACGAGUUGUGGGGACUGCUAGCCUUUCAUGGCUACACAAUGCCGUUCAAACCGUCGCUCCAUCAAAGGAUAGCCUGUGAAUCGAUCAUGUCCAUGGUAUCUGUGAAAGUCGAGUCUAUCAUAAGAAAGACAGAAAGUAGCCGCGUCAUCGAACUCUCGGACACCCUCAUGAAAUGGGAACAAAGCCACAGCGUUGCUUUCAAUCUGCUGAACAACAGCGAUAACCUCUUGAAGGUGUUUCAAGCUGAUGUCAUUUGCGGUCUCAUUACGGAUCCUCUCAAGGACGAAGUAGAACGAAUUGUCCUAGGAGAUAAGUCGUUGGCACCAACAGAAGACAGCUUCUGGGAACGAUUCGCGUCACACCCCAAGCGCAAAAUAGUUUCAAUUCACACUCGGGAGGAAGUAUCCGCCAUUGGGUUGACUCCGGUAGACUCGCCCGCCUCGGGCUUCGUGUACUUCCAAGACAACCUGCUGAAAAUAAUGAUUGGAAGGGGGCUUCGGGUGAAGGAUGUCCGCUGGGCUGGAAACCCCGACGAACCAAAGCUCAGGAUUGGAGGCAUUCUUUCACCUCGGCACUCUUUCGAGACUUUCAUGGAAAAGGCGAGAAAAGAGACGAGAGCCUGGACUUCCACCGACCAUCACGUAAUCACCACUUUCAUGGACCGAAUCUGUGACCAUUCACACAACAGAAUGGCGACGCUUUUGAAAAAUGACAUUGAGGAGGCGAAUAUCAAGUACUACAAUGCUUUGGCAAGAUCUGAAGACAACACGUUGUUCUUCGCACAAAUGAGCCACGAGUUGCGGACCCCCUUUCAUGGCGUGAUGGGAUGUUUGAAUCUCAUGCAUGACAGUUUUGAAGCCAUGUCAAACGAAGAAAUUCAAGACAUGAUAAACACUGCUUUAUCAACUGGGAAUCACAUGAUUGGGCUGCUCAAUGACAUCCUCAACAUCAGUAAGGAUAAGCAUGUUAAGAAGGGUCUCACGUUGGAGCCGGUUUCUGUCAAAGCGUUGGCGAUGAAUCCGAUCGAGAAUCUUCAGACUGUAGCUGCUGACAAAAAGAUCACCCUGGAUUGCAACGUAAACGCGGACCACGCUGAUCGGGUAGUGAUGACGGACAAGAAGAAGUUCAUGCAGAUCAUUUCGAACAUUGUGAACAAUGGGAUCAAAUUUUCGGAACCUGGUACGAUCGACAUUCACGUUGACCUUUUGGACUCUAUGAUUCAAGCCGUGGACAAGUGGGGGGCAACUGCCACUUCGUAUGCUGGGACCGUUUUCACGAUGACUGAAGACGAUCUGUUCGACUCUGUGGAGAAUGCAAGACGCAAUGUGCUUCAGCUUGAGGGGGAGGACAAUCGCAAGUGGAUCCUUGCAUCGGUUGCUGACCAUGGUUGCGGCAUGAAGCCUGGUGAACUGGCAGAAAUGCUCAAGCCUUAUACGCAGUCCAGUAAAGGCAGCAACCGAGCAUUCCAAGGGACGGGGCUGGGCCUCUUUAUUUGUGUGUCAUUGUGUCAUCAAUUGGAUGGGUUCAUUGCGUGUUCCAGCACACCAAACGUUGGUAGUGUAUUCCACGUGGGCAUCCCUGUGAAGAUGUCAGACGUCGACGAGAUGCUUGUAGACGACAUACCCAAAGAGGUAAUAGCUUCAUAGAUAAUCAGCAUUCAAACUGAAAAUGCACCGUGCUAAAUAAGUACACUGCGCCAAUAGAUCUUUCUUCACAAAGCAUAGCAGUCGUAUU